AUGUCUGAAAUCAUUUAUCAGAGAUUUUUAGUGACAUUCAGAGACUUUUUCAAAGAAAUUGAGGGAUUAUCAGAGAAUUCUUCAAAAGUCAUUUCCAAAUGUCUAAAAGUCUUUGAAAGUCGAGAAUUUAGUGAUAUUUCUGAAGUAUUUACCGUGAUAUUGUCAACGUUCGUGUUGUCCAAGGGUGAUAUUUCAUUUGUGCAUUUUUGUCGCACGACAAAUUUUUCAAGCCUGUUGAUUGACUAUAGGAUAGAGAGAUCUGAGGAUCUCUCUGUUCUGUACUGUUUGUUGUACGACAAAAAACGUAUAAAUGAAGUAGCACUCCAACGUUUGAUAUCGGGCAACGCAGUCGACAAAUCUCCCUGGGCAGUUGAGACAGAUUCAGCGAAUGUCAUCUGUGCACUUAACACCGGAAACAACACCUUCACUAAUGCUGAGAUUUACACCUUCAUCGGUAUGAUCAUCAUCUGCUCCUUUGCCAUACAGAAUGCCAAUUUCAAACGAACAAGUACAAUUGAUGUUUUAAACGACCCAUUAAUGCAGAUUAGCAUAAAAAUCAAUGUUUUAGGAGCUAUCUCUAAGUUGGUUAUUAUUGUUAACUUCGUUCAACUGUCUACCUAAAUCGACAACAUCUUUCCAUUUGUGAGCUUUUUUAUCGCAAUAUUUCCAUUUAUGGAUGUUCAUCUCGUCAAACGUAACAUUAAAAA
Acromyrmex echinatior (Panamanian leafcutter ant) is the source of this 707-nucleotide messenger RNA. RefSeq lists its product as uncharacterized. NCBI's taxonomy places the organism in Eukaryota, Metazoa, Arthropoda, Insecta, Hymenoptera, Formicidae. The record is from RefSeq and is a predicted model, not a curated record.